Messenger RNA from Cottoperca gobio, 7543 nucleotides. It is a transcript of the gene magi2a, whose product is annotated as membrane associated guanylate kinase, WW and PDZ domain containing 2a. Gene Ontology annotation, biological process: signal transduction; receptor clustering. The coding region runs from base 161 to 4708 and encodes 1515 amino acids. Lineage: Eukaryota; Metazoa; Chordata; Actinopteri; Perciformes; Bovichtidae. Gene Ontology annotation, molecular function: type II activin receptor binding; beta-1 adrenergic receptor binding; signaling receptor complex adaptor activity. Gene Ontology annotation, cellular component: cell-cell junction; cytoplasm; dendrite. The transcript has 22 exons. The record is from RefSeq and is a predicted model, not a curated record.
UCCAGCUGCUGUGCGUGUGUGUGCGCGCUGACAUGGAUACAACUGGCGUUUACUGUUGAAACUGGACACAUUACAGUGUUGCAGUGGCGCGGGGGGGACUUCAAAGAGCGGUAAAACUUCUUCCACGGCCGCACUCAUGUGAUUUUCCCUUGUUUGAGCCAUGUCCAAGAGCCUGAAGAAGAGGAAGAACCACUGGACCAACAAAGUCCACGAGAGUGUCCUUUGCAGGAAUGAGGAGGGGGAGCUGGGGCUGGAGUUGAAGGGCGGCGCAGAAAAUGGACAGUUCCCGGUUAUCGGCGAGCUUCUCCCGGGUAGAGCGGUGUGCCACAGCGGCAAACUCUUCCAGGAUGAACUCCUCCUGGAAGUCAAUGAUACCCCGGUGGCUGGACUCACCACCAGGGACGUCCAUGCUGUGGUCAAACACAGCAAAGACCCCGUCCGACUCAAGUGUGUCAAGCAAGGGGGCGUGAUAGACAAGGACCUGCGCCACUACCUCAACCUGCGCUUCCAGAAAGGCUCGGUGGACCACGAGCUGCAGCAGAUCAUCCGGGACAACCUCUACCUCCGCACCGUCCCCUGCACAACCAGGCAGCCCAAGGAAGGAGAGGUCCCAGGGGUGGAUUAUAAUUUCGUGACCGUUGACCGGUUUUUGGAAUUGGAGAAAAGCGGAGCCCUGCUAGAGAGCGGAACAUAUGAAGAUAACUUUUACGGCACCCCGAAGCCUCCGGCCGAGCCCAGCGCUCUGCUGCUAAAUGUAACGGACCAGCUGCUGCCGGGCGCCAGACCCACCUCCGAGGGUAAGAGGAAGCGUAACAAGUCGGUGAGCAACAUGGAAAAAGCCAGCAUCGAGCCCCCCGAGGAGGAGGAGGAGGAGAGACCCGUCAUCAAUGGCAACGGUGUUGCUGUCACCCCAGAGUCGAGUGAACAUGAGGACAAGAGUACAGACGCUUCGGGGGACAUCGCCCCGCAGAGCAUCCCAGCGGAGGCCCCACCAGAGGCGCCCAAAGACGACGGACAGUCCCCGAAAAUGACACUACCUAAACCAGAGGACAAUGACGAGCUAGGACUGCUGCCAGACAACUGGGAGAUGGCAUACACCGAGAAAGGAGAGGUCUACUUCAUAGACCACAACACCAAGACAACAUCGUGGCUGGAUCCGAGGCUAGCCAAGAAGGCAAAGCCGCCCGAGGAAUGCAAAGAGGAUGAGCUUCCGUACGGCUGGGAGAAAAUCGAUGACCCCAUUUACGGCAGCUACUAUGUCGACCAUAUAAAUAGAAGGACCCAGUUUGAGAAUCCAGUCCUGGAGGCUAAAAGGAGACUUCAGCAGCAGCAGCAGAUGCAAAGCCAGGGUCUGUCCUCACUGCCCCUCCCCACCAUCUACAGAGAGAAGCCGCUGUUCACGCGGGACCCCACUCAGCUGAAAGGCAGUUUCUUGUCCACAUCACUCCAAAAGAGCAGCAUGGGCUUUGGCUUCACCAUCAUCGGAGGCGACGAGCCUGACGAAUUCCUCCAGGUCAAGAGCGUUAUCCCCGAUGGGCCGGCCGCAGCUGAUGGAAAGAUGGCCACAGGUGAUGUCAUUGUCUACAUCAACGACGUGUGUGUCCUGGGCACCACCCACGCCGAUGUGGUCAAACUCUUCCAAUCGGUGCCAAUUGGCCAAAGCGUCACCCUCGUCUUGUGUCGUGGCUACCCUUUGCCCUUCGACCCAGAGGAAGCUGCCAACACCAACAACAACACCACCACCACCAUCAUCUCCCCGCUGGGCAUCAUGGAGCAGCGGCCCAUCAUGGUGAACGGCAGGACGGGCUACGACAACUACCUGGAUUAUCUCUCCCGCACGGCGCGCUUCGUCACAGACCCCAGUCAGGACCAGGUGAACGCCCAGCAGCAGCUGCUCACCCCUCACCCGGGUGACACCCACUUAGACGGCUCGCUUCCUCCCACCACCGGCACCACACCUCCUGACAGCGUCUCCAUGGCGUCGUCAGGGGCGACCCAGGGGGAACUACUAACCCUGACCAUGGUGAAGGGCGUGGAAGGUUUUGGCUUCACCAUCGCGGACAGCGCUACGGGCCAGCGAGUCAAACAAGUGCUGGAGCCUCAGGGCUGCCCGGGCCUGUGCGAGGGUGACCUGAUAGUGGAGAUUAACAAGCAACACGUGCAGGGAUUCGUACACACCCAGGUGGUGGAGCUUCUCAAGGAGUGUGCCGUGGGAGCUGAGACCAUCCUGGUGGUUCAGAGAGGUGGAACAGGUCACUAUUCACCCUGGAAGACCCCUAAGCAGGUGCUGGAGCAGUGGGAGUCCCAGCAGGGCCAGAGCAGCCCUGCUCAGACCAGCCUGUCAGCCCCCGUUAUCCCCCACAACGCCCCCUUCCCAACACACCAUCUUCACAGGGCCUCGGUCCCAGACUCAGCCUCCGAGGCCUUGGCCCUGGCUAAACCAGACCCCUAUGACCUUUAUGAGAAGUCCAGGGCUAUCUAUGAGAGUAGGCAACCUGGCCAACCAAGGACAGUUUUUCCUGUGGACUCAUCAGGGGCGGAGUACCAGGACAUGGAGGUGCACCUGCGCAGACAGAAGUCCGGCUUUGGUUUCAGGGUGCUGGGCGGGGACGAAGCCGGGCAGCCUAUCUUGAUCGGGGCGAUCAUCGAGAAGAGUCCAGCAGACCUGGAUGGCCGCUUACGGCCCGGAGAUGAGCUGCUGUUUGUGGACGGGAUCCCGGUGGUGGGGAAGCCUCACAGAUACGUCAUUGACUUGAUGCACGGGGCGGCGCGAAACGGCCAAGUGAACCUGGUGAUCAGGAGGAGGGUGCAGGCGGCAGGUGAGUCGUGUCCAGAGAACGGCCGUAGCCCGGGCUCUGUCUCCACGCAGCACAGCUCCCCGCGCAGUGACUUCACAUAUGGCAACAGCACCGGCAAUACCCAGGCCCACAACGCCGGCAUGGGCAACAACGGCGCCACUACAGACAGGACGUCGACCCCCAACUCGCAACCCAGUGACGUCGUCAUCAACCGAAAGGAGAGCGAAGGCUUCGGCUUCGUCAUCAUCAGCUCGCUAAACAGGCCCGAGGCGGCCGCCGCCAACACUGUGCCCCAUAAAAUUGGGCGCAUCAUCGAGGGCAGCCCGGCCGACCGCUGCGGGAAGCUAAAGGUGGGAGACAGGAUCCUGGCAGUGAACAGCCAGUCCAUCGUCAACAUGCCGCACGCAGACAUCGUUAAGCUGAUCAAGGACGCGGGCCUCAGCGUCACCCUGAGGAUCAUACCGCAGGAAGAGAUCAGCAAUCCCCCGUCAGCCCCCAGCUCAGAGAAGCAGAGCCCCAUGGCCCAGCAGCACAGCCCGAAGACGCAGCCCUGCACCGCUGCCUCGCAGCCCAACCCUGCGGUCACAGAGGCCAACCCCGCCGUUAGCCAGCCCAACCCCAUGCCUCACCAGAGCCCCGUGACCCAGCUGCCCACCCCUCCACCACCGACCUACACCCACGAGAGCAGUUACAGGUCCGAGGUGAAGGCGAGGCAAGAUGUUAAACCAGACGUCAGACAGCCGCCGUUCACGGACUAUCGACAGCCGCCGGUGGAUUACCGGCACCCUCCUGUGGCAGACUACAGGCAGCCUCCCACGUUGGACUACAGACACCCGCCACUGCUGGACUACAGACAGCUAGCUACCGACACCAGGCAGUUCGGCCUGCCAGACUACCGAAUGCCACCAGUCCAGCUUGCGCAGGACUUCGACUUCUUCACAGUGGAGCUGGAGAAAAGCGUGAAGGGCUUCGGUUUUAGCAUCCGUGGAGGGCGGGAGUACAAGAUGGACCUGUUUGUCCUACGGCUGGCAGAGGACGGACCGGCCAUCCGCAACGGCAGGAUGAGGGUUGGAGACCAAAUCAUUGAGAUCAAUGGAGACAGCACCCGGGACAUGACCCACGGCAGGGCCAUCGAGCUGAUCAAGUCUGGAGGCCGCCGCGUCCGUCUCCUCCUAAAGAGGGGGACAGGGCAGGUCCCAGAGUAUGAUAAUGCCGCCCCAUGGGAUGCUCGCCCUUCAGCCUCCCCAAGCCUGUCGGAAGUAGCCCCUCCCAUCGACAGCCUUUCCAUGUCAUCGCCUUCAUCUCAUCUGGCCCCGGACCCACCUCACCUGCCGCCUCCGGACGUCCAUCAAGACCCGGUGGCACGAGACAGCAGGACGGAGCGUUUGAAAAGCCCCCAGAAGGCCGAGCUGCUGAAUCCAGAUCCGACCAGCCAGGGGAGGAGAGCGGCUGCGGCCGGCGGGAGCGGCAGAGCCAAGAAGGAGGGUGGCAGGUCCACCCACAAGGGGCACAAGGUCCAGCCUACUACUGAGGGGGAAGUGGGCAAGGAGGAUCAGAGCGGGGAGCCCAAACCUUCCAGGAGCACCAGAGGGAGAUCCAAGGAGAGAAACUCCGGGGACAGAAGAGAAUCCACCGAAUCUCCCAGCAGCUCCAAGCUCGCGCACACUAACGGGAACAGCAGGGAGGAUGUGGAGCGUUACGGUGGCGUGCACCAGCAGGUGGAGUCGGAGCUGAGCAAGACCCGGGAACUGGAGAGGAGCCUGGGAGAGAGCCGGCCCAGCCUGCCUAACAAGAGCACCAGCAGCGCAGCGGGCAGGAAGGCCACGGUCUCUCCUGGGCCCUGGAAGAUCCCCGGAUCAGACAAGCUGCCCAGCACGCUGCGCACAGGCACGUCCACGCUGAGCAGAUAACACCGCGGCUCCAGCAGAAAGCAGUGAAGCAGCCCGUCCUCACACCUUCCUGUGUUCCUUUACCCCCUCACCCCACACACACACACACACACACACACAGAGUCAAAACCACGGGGGGGAGGGGGGCAGGGUGAUCUGGACCACGUGUUUUUAGAGUUUUAUUUAUGAUAUUGUACUCUAAAUUAUUUUGAGAAAUAUUUUACACCCACCACCUUAAGAACUGGAAAUCAUCCACUUUAAAAAAAGAAGAAGAAGAAGAAGAAGAAAAGAAACGGAAGAGCAACUAGAAUGUGUGUUUCGCGUGGCGGGAAUCACAAACUUUAAAGAACUCCCCAAGCAGAACAUGCAAAUAUAAACAACUGACAGGACGCAACUGUCGGUUGUGAUUGGAUUCUUUUUAUAUAUAUAAAUAUAUAUAUAUAUAUAUCUAUCUUCACGAUGGAGUCUGUUUUUUGGAAUGUUAUAAAGAAAGUUUGCCUGUUUUUGACGCGAGCGAAUGGAACGAGUGACCGCAGAGAUGAAAUCUACUCAUCGACAGAACUUUGCCUUAACAGAGAGACUGUGUGGGCCUGAAUCUAUCGGAUGACUAUAGACAUAGAUAUAUUAUAAUGAAUAUGUGGGAUCAUUUUGUAAAUAAGAUCAUCUUUAAGUGAAAUGAACCUUCGUCGACGGGCUGAACACGGACCGGAGCUUCUCCCUCUUCUACUCUCCUGUUCAGCCCCCGUGUUGCAGUUCGGGGCUCUCGGCUGCGGUUGACUUCAUCGAUUUGCGCUUGAAUCGCCCCCCAAGUUCAGCGGGGGUGUCACGUCGAUCCAUUUUUCUCAUUUCUGUGCUUAACGAACAAAGCAAUCCACGACGGCGGUGUCCAGCCGGACGCUGAGAGAAGGAGCGACCGAGGGGGGGCAGAGUGCCUUAGACUGACAGAGAGGUUGGUUUUUAGGUCAAGGGUUCAACUCCAAACCACUUUAGAGGGUUCAAAACCGGCUGCUAUACAACAUCAACUUCACAGACAUAAAUAAUAAACUGUAUUUUUUCAGAUACGAGUGUGAUACAAGCUUAUGUAUGAAGAUAAGUCCUUUUAUCAGAAGUCUUUGUGCAAGUGGUUCUUUUUUUGGGUCAAGACAGUUUUCAUUCCUGAUUUCUUAAUGAGGUUUCCGUGGAGAACUUCUCACAUGAGAUGGUGUCAGCACCGAGCAGAGCUUUCGCAAAAACCAAACCAAACUCAACUACUAAAACGUGAUGCGGUGAAAAAGCUUGCUCGCCUAACGAUCUGUGACCUGAGUUGAAUGAAUGCGCUCCAUUUUGAAACAUUUCUAGCGUUUUCCAGAUGGGGCCGAGAAGACGUUGCGACCGUCUGCGGCUGACUUUGACUUAGUUUUGGGUGAUUCUGUCUACACUGUGUGAUAUUAACAGCAUCUCCAUGCCAAAGCUCCCUGUAGAUUAGAAACAUUUCCACACACCUGCCCCACAAUCGGACUCUAUUUGAAGGCUGAAGUUUAAAUGCACAGGUGCACGUUUUUUUAUACAACCUACAAAAUUGACAACUUGCUCAGCUCUGCUCCCCUUUGUUACUGUUGCUAUGCUCGUCAAGCUUUCGGUGGCAGAUUAACGUCUUUUAAAUUCUUGAGUGACUUUUGAAACAAUGGCUCCUUGAUUACAAAACAAAAGCAGCUCUUCCAGCCGCUGAGAGGAAACGACUUGCAGCUGUAGCUAGCUAAUUCAGCUAAUGUUUAGCUGACUUUUUUAAUGUUUACAGCGGAUUCAUUUGAAAUAUCUCCCAAAAAAGGGGGGUCUUUAUUAUCGACAUACUUAUGCUACAAGUAAAGAGUUAGCAUCCUCACCAGUUAAUGAUCUAUGUAAGCUAUUACACGGUAGAGCUAAGUCGUCCCAGUGUUUUUAAUAUGAUAUUUCAUGCUAUCAUCACAUCACAUGCUUGUGCUUUUAAACGGUAUGUUUUUACUUUUAAGGUUGUAAUGUUAGGACGUGCACGCGCCUUCAACAUGUGGAGAAAUGCAUAGCUACAGUUGCUCAACUGUGAUUGAACGCGUGGUGUUCAUGGGGCAGGAGGUUUGACGCAAAUUGUCAAUUUUGAGAUCAACAAAUGUUUCAUGUCUGCUGAUGUGAACAUUUACGAUCUUUCCUCUGAAUGAAAGAACAUUAACAGAAAGUCAUAAUACCAGAACAAAAAGUUGUAAUGACACAAGGAAGAAGCGGACUGACUGUGAAGCACAAUCUCUCUCGGAGGGUUUGGGGAAAGAUCAUGUUGGAGACGUCCAGCAGCCGGACACUUGUAGAUGCUGUGCAGGCGGCAAAAAAAAUCAGAAACAAGUCCCGAAGUAAAUUGUGCAAACGCUGCCUACACACCGUCUCUUCAUCAUGCACCAUUUUGACCGGACUUCUUCUUUUAUUUUCAGUUUGAAGCAGAAACAAAAAAAAAAUUGUGCGUAUUUUUUGCUCAACCUUUGCACAACUCACUGCUUUCCACACCUGAGCUGUCUCCAUUGAGCCAAAUUGUAAGUAGUUUGCUACGGAAAGCAAAAAGAACAAACAAAAAAAACCAUCUCGAGGUGUAAAAGAUGCGCGUGCUGAAAUAACCGCACGCGCUACACCGAGCGGCUCAGUAUCACUGUGUAGUGUUAUAGCAGUGUAUAGACCCUCAACAAAUAUCUCUAUAAAUACGACUCCGUGUACUAUCGAUGGUCACAAAGACUAAGUGGAGCAACUAUUUUUAUGAAAUGCAACACUAUGGAUAUAUUAACUUUUUGCAAAAAUCUUGUUUACCUGUAUGAUAUUCUGAAAAGCUGUCAAAAUAAAAGAAAAUCUUGACACAUGAAA